This is a messenger RNA of Lucilia cuprina (Australian sheep blowfly), 4151 nucleotides long. RefSeq names its product DNA damage-binding protein 1 (gene pic). NCBI's taxonomy places the organism in Eukaryota, Metazoa, Arthropoda, Insecta, Diptera, Calliphoridae. Gene Ontology annotation, biological process: DNA repair; proteasome-mediated ubiquitin-dependent protein catabolic process. The record is from RefSeq and is a predicted model, not a curated record. Gene Ontology annotation, molecular function: protein binding; nucleic acid binding. Bases 164 to 3595 code for a protein of 1143 amino acids. The transcript is spliced from 12 exons. Gene Ontology annotation, cellular component: nucleus; site of double-strand break.
UUAUUGGUAUUGGAAUUUGCGCGCAGGAAAAAAAAACGAAAAUAACACAAAAAUUGCAAAAUUUUGCAAAAAAUCAUAAAUCCUCGGAAGGAAUUUAUUAAAAUUUCAUAAUAAACAGAAAUAUACAUAAAACUGCAAAUAAGAAAAGGAAAAAGAGUUAAAAAUGUCACAAUAUCAUUAUGUGGUCACGGCACAAAAGCCAACAGCUGUAGUGGCUUGUGUUACCGGAAACUUUACUUCGCCCACAGAUUUAAAUUUAAUUAUUGCGCGUAAUAGCCAAUUGGAAAUAGAUUUAGUAACACCAGAGGGUUUGAGACCUCUUAAGGAAGUAAAUAUAUAUGGCCAGAUAACGGUAAUGAAGCAUUUUCGUCCCCAGGAUAGCAAAAAGGAUCUAUUAUUUAUACUUACACAUCGUUAUAAUGUCAUGAUUUUAGAAUGCUGUAUGAUUGGCGAUCAGAUAAAGGUCAUAACUAAAGCUCAUGGCAAUGUCUCGCAUCAAUAUAGUCCACCGACGGAUGGUGGUGUUAUGGCAGUUAUAGAUCCUAAAGCACGCGUUAUUGGUAUGUGUUUAUACAUGGGUUUAUUUACCAUAAUACCCUUGGAUAAAGAAACUAGUGAAUUGAGAGCAACUAAUCUACGCAUGGACGAAUUGAAUGUAUAUGAUGUGGAAUUUCUUUAUGGCUGCAUUAAUCCCACUAUUAUUGUAAUACACAAAGAUAACGAUGGUCGUCAUGUUAAAACCCAUGAAAUCAAUUUACGUGACAAAGAAUUUAUGAAAAUUGCCUGGAAGCAAGAUAAUGUUGAAACAGAAGCCACUAUGUUGAUUCCCGUACCCACACCUUUAGGUGGAGCAAUUGUUAUUGGACGUGAAUCAAUUGUUUAUCAUGAUGGUAAUAGUUAUCAUGCUGUAGCUCCUUCAACUUUUAAGCAAAGUACCAUUAACUGCUAUGCACGCGUUGAUAGUAAAGGCCAACGCUAUUUACUUGGCAAUAUGUAUGGCCAAUUGUUUAUGCUGUUUUUGGAAACUGCCGAUAAUGGCAAAGGUUGUGCAUCGGUACGAGAAAUAAAAGUAGAACUUUUGGGUGAAAUUUCAACACCGGAAUGCAUAACAUAUUUGGAUAAUGGUUUCCUCUUUAUUGGCUCUAAACAUGGUGACUCUCAAUUGGUACGUUUAAGUACAACACCAAAUGAAAGUGGUUCAUACGUUAUACCCAUGGAGAAUUUUACAAAUUUAGCACCGAUAUUAGAUUUGGCUGUAGUCGAUUUAGAUCGUCAAGGACAAGGUCAGAUAAUAACCUGUUCUGGUACAUUUCAAGAUGGUUCUUUAAGAAUUAUAAGAAUCGGUAUUGGUAUACAGGAACAUGCCUGUAUUGAUUUGCCCGGCAUUAAGGGCAUGUGGUCCCUUAAGGUAGGCAUAGAUGAUAGUUCUUUUGAGAAUACUUUGGUGCUGGCAUUUGUGGGUCAUACACGUAUUUUGACCUUAACGGGUGAGGAAGUCGAAGAGACCGAUAUACCCGGCUUUUUAAGCGAUCAGCAAACUUUCCACUGUGCCAAUGUGGAUUACGAUCAGAUUAUCCAAGUUACUCCCUUAACUGUGCGCCUCAUUAAAAGUACUACCAAAAAUCUUGUCUAUGAGUGGCAACCUAGCGCUGGCAAACGUAUUGGUGUUGUUUCUUGCAAUGCUCAACAAAUUGUUAUUGCUUCGGCCCGUGACGUUUUCUAUUUGGAAAUUGAAAAUGAAAAACUUGUGCAGGUUUCACAAAAAACAUUGGAAUAUGAAGUGGCUUGUUUGGAUAUUACUCCUUUGGGUGAUGGUAAAAAUCGUUCAGAUUUAGUAGCUGUUGGUCUAUGGACUGACAUAUCAGCUGUCGUUUUAACUUUACCCAAUUUGGAUGUGUGUCACACUGAAAAAUUAGGAGGAGAAAUUAUACCUCGUUCGAUUUUGAUGACCACCUUUGAGGGCAUUAAUUAUUUAUUGUGUGCUUUAGGUGAUGGUUCCAUGUUUUAUUUCAUUUUAAAUAAGGAUAAUGGUAAUCUUACCGAUAAGAAAAGAGUCACUUUGGGUACACAACCCACUACGUUGAGAACCUUUAAAUCAUUUGCCACCACCAAUGUAUUUGCCUGCUCAGACAGACCCACGGUUAUAUAUUCAUCCAAUCACAAAUUGGUAUUCUCAAAUGUGAAUUUGAAAGAGGUCAAUCAUAUGUGCUCCUUAAAUGCACAAGCCUAUCCGGAUAGCUUGGCCUUAGCUACUAAGAACUCGGUUAUUAUUGGUACCAUUGAUGAAAUACAAAAGUUGCAUAUACGCACGGUGCCUUUGGGAGAGGGACCACGUCGUAUUGCCUACCAAGAGAGUUCUCAAACAUUUGCCGUAGCCACCAUGCGUAUUGAUGUCCAGGGGAGAGGUGGCCCUAAACCCACCAGAGCCAGUGCUUCUACUCAAGCCCAAAAUAUCACUUAUGCAUCAAAUAUAGUACCCAAGCCUGGAGCUUGCAAUACAGCUACAACUAAUGCUGAAAUCGGACAAGAAUUGGAUAUUAGUAAUCUUUUGAUUAUCGAUCAGAACACCUUUGAGGUUCUGCAUGCUCAUCAAUUUAUGCCCUCGGAAUCGAUUAUGUCCAUUAUGUCUGCCCAAUUAGGAGAUGAUCCGAAUUCGUAUUAUGUUGUAUCUACCGCUUUACUAUAUGCCGACGAACCGGAACCUACAGUUGGUCGUAUUAUAAUAUUCCAUUAUCAUGAUGGAAAAUUGACUCAAGUGGCUGAGACGAAAAUCGAUGGUGGUUGUUAUUCGAUGGUUGAAUUUAAUGGCAAAGUUUUGGCUGGUAUCAAUAGUUUUGUUCGCCUGUACGAGUGGACAAAUGAAAAGGAAUUGAGAAUGGAAUGUAAUAUACAGAAGAACAUAACUGUAUUGUGUUUGAAAGCUAAAGGCGACUUUAUUCUAAUUGGCGAUUUAAUGCGUUCGAUGACCUUAUUGCAACAUAAACAAAUGGAGGGCAUUUUCAUUGAUAUUGCCAGAGAUAGUGAUCCGAAAUUUAUGCGUGCAAUUGAAAUUUUGGAUGAUGAUACAUUUUUAGGAUCCGAAGAUAAUGGCAAUCUUUUUGUAUGUCAAAAAGACAGCGCUGCCACAACUGAUGAAUUACGUUCUGAAUUACCCGAAGUGGCACGUUUUCAUUUGGGUGAUUAUGUUAAUGUUUUUCGACACGAUUCGUUGGUCAUGCAGAAUGUUGGCGAACGUACUACACCGAACCAGGGUUGUGUCCUGUAUGGUACUGUUAUGGGUGCCAUUGGUAUUGUAACUCAAAUACCACAAGACUUUUAUGAUUUUCUUCAUAGUCUAGAGGAACGUCUUACAAAUGUUAUUAAAUCAGUGGGUAAAGUUGAUCACUCGUAUUAUCGCAGUUAUCAGACUUCACAGAAAACAGAACCUUGUGAGGGUUUCAUAGAUGGAGAUCUUAUUGAGAGUUUUCUCGACUUAACUCGAGAAAAAAUGAAAGAAUGUGUUACGGGCUUAGAGAUAACCAUGAAUGGCGAGAAAAAAGAUGCGGAUGUCGAUGAUGUCAUUAAAAUUGUAGAGGAUCUUACAAGAAUGCAUUGAAUAGUAUUCUUUAUUAGAAACAGAAAAAAACAUUUAUUCACUUUGUUUUUCUUUUUUUUUCCUAUACAAAUUACCUUUUUCUAAAGAUGUUCCUUUUUUGAAGUUUUCAAAAAAAAACUGAUUGUUGAAUUCAUCAGUUUUCUCUGUUUUUUUAUUUUUGUUUUAAAUACCUUUUUUUUUGUUCCGCUUUUUAUAUUUUUUCAAACUUUUAUUUUUGCUUAUUUAAUACUCUCCUUUUUUAUAUAACAUUAUAUACUACACUUUAUAUAAUUUCUUUUCCCAUUGAAAGAAACCAGGUAUUUAAAAAAAAGUAAUGAAACAAUUUCUAAUUACCAUUCGAAUUGCAAGGGAAUGUAUGUUAAAUACAAAACAAACAAAAAAAUACGCCUGUAAUCUAUAAUUAAAAACUAUUACAUAUUUCUACAGAAGAAACAUUUAAAAAAUAUAAAUAUUAUUAACAAAAUUAUUUUUAAGGUAGACUUUAAAAAAGUUCUCUACCUAUUUACGAUGUUUUUUGUGGCACUAUCCGAAAUAAUAAAAUAUCAAAAAAAAUAUA